Sphaerodactylus townsendi is the source of this 2316-nucleotide messenger RNA. RefSeq names its product interferon regulatory factor 6 (gene IRF6). The record is from RefSeq and is a predicted model, not a curated record. Gene Ontology annotation, cellular component: nucleus. The transcript has 9 exons. NCBI's taxonomy places the organism in Eukaryota, Metazoa, Chordata, Lepidosauria, Squamata, Sphaerodactylidae. The coding region runs from base 189 to 1709 and encodes 506 amino acids. Gene Ontology annotation, molecular function: RNA polymerase II cis-regulatory region sequence-specific DNA binding; protein binding; DNA-binding transcription factor activity, RNA polymerase II-specific. Gene Ontology annotation, biological process: regulation of transcription by RNA polymerase II; immune system process.
AGGGGUUUCCAGCGUUUGACUCCUGAAGUUCAUGUCACACAGUGCUUGUGCGCCCCGUUCCCCCGUUUCCGGCCCUAAACCCCCCUCUCCCGCUACCCUUUGCCUUGGGGUGUUAGAAGAACUUGGCGUGAGCAGGAAUUAACUUUGGGGCUGGUUGGACAACGAUAGCGUCUGUUUACUUCAGGCCUAUGUGCCUCUUCUGCGCAGCACGAGCUAGUGGAGCAUGUUUACUACGAAGUAAAAGAGCUACUCCCAAGUAUAGGCGUACAGGAGACUCAAAGGGGCUUACAAUCUCUCCGCCCUCACAACAAACAUCCUGUGAGAUAAUGGCAUUACACCCACGCAGAGUUCGAUUGAAACCCUGGCUGGUAGCUCAGGUAGACAGUGGUAUGUACCCAGGCCUUAUAUGGCUUAACAGGGAAGCAAAGCGAUUUCAGAUCCCAUGGAAGCAUGCAACUCGGCACAGCCCUCAGCAUGAAGAAGAGAAUACCAUUUUCAAGGCUUGGGCUGUGGAAACAGGAAAAUACCAAGAAGGAGUUGAUGAUCCUGACCCUGCAAAAUGGAAAGCUCAACUCCGAUGUGCUCUGAACAAAAGCCGAGAAUUUAACCUGAUGUAUGAUGGUACCAAAGAGGUGCCAAUGAAUCCCAUUAAAAUUUAUGAAGUAUGUGAUAUACCACAAUCCCAGGGAGCAAUCAUUAAUCCAGGCUCCACUGGUUCAGCUCCAUGGGACGAGAAAGAUAAUGAUCUUGAUGACGAGGAGGAGGAGGAUUUAAACCAAUCUCAGCAUGUACCCAUACAGGAUACCUUUCCUUUUCUUAAUAUUAAUGAUUCCCCAAUGGCACCAGCCAGUGUGGAAGCCUGUAGUCCUGAAGCUGUUUGGCCGAAGAAUGAGCCUCUGGAUAUGGAGAUGCCACCACCAGCCCUUCAGCAUGACAUAUUUAGCUCUCCUGAGCUCUGGAUUAGCUCUCUUCCAAUGACAGACCUAGAAAUCAAAUUUGAAUAUCGAGGCAAAGAGUUUGGGCAGACGAUGACUGUGAGCAACCCCCAGGGCUGCAGACUUUUCUAUGGAGAGCUGGGUCCUAUGCCUGAUCAAGAAGAACUCUUUGGUCCUAUUAGUUUGGAACAAGUCAAGUUUCCAGGGCCAGAACAGAUAACCAAUGAAAAGCAAAAGCUCUUCACAAGUCGACUGCUUGAUGUCAUGGACCGGGGUCUGAUCUUGGAGGUCAGUGGCCAUGCCAUUUAUGCCAUCAGGCUCUGCCAGUGCAAAGUCUAUUGGUCUGGACCAUGUGCACCUUCUUCUACAACACCAAACGUGAUUGAAAGACAAAAGAAAGUCAAACUCUUCUGUCUGGAAACAUUCCUCAGUGAACUGAUUGCACACCAGAAAGGACAAAUUUCUAAACAGCCACCGUAUGAGAUCUACUUUUGUUUUGGAGAAGAAUGGCCAGAUGGAAAAUCAAGAGAAAGAAAGUUGAUUGUUGUUCAGGUAAUUCCCGUUGUAGCUCGGAUGAUCUAUGAGAUGUUCUCAGGUGAUUUCACCCGUUCCUUUGAUAGCGGCAGUGUGCGGCUUCAGAUCUCUACCCCUGAUAUCAAGGACAACAUUGUUGCUCAGCUGAAACAGCUCUACCGCCUGCUGCAGAAUCAUCAGGAAGGUUGGCCAAUGCAGCCACCAAACAUGCAAAUGCCUCCAACCCUCACAGCACAGUGAUGAUCAGGCUUUGCCUGAACAAGGAACUGCCUAGGUUGGUCAACUGUGUGGAUACUGUGAUCCUGAUCAAGAAUAGCUUUAUUUUAAUUAAUUUUAAACUAUCCUCAAGUGAGUUAAAUAGAAAGAAAAAAUAAUAAUGUAUAUUGUAAUAAGCUUGCAUUAAUGCAGAACCUGCUUUUAUGUAGACAAGAAUUUCUGUGGCAUUUUACCAGUUGUUACUUGGAUGUAAAUAAAUCACAUGACAUUCUUAUAUUGUGCCUUACUUCAAUGUAACAUGGCAAGAUUUUCCUCAUAUGUGAUUAGAUCUCACAUGUUGUUUUUGCACAGGAACCUGGCAUAGGUCUGGGAGGGUGGGAUAUUAAAUCAAAUCAAAUAAACAUUAGAGGCCUUUAAUAGAAACACUAAACCUUCGUUACUUGAAACUAAGUUUAACUAAACUGAUCCCUGUGGCUUGAGGAAAGUAGCCGUGUCUUACAUAAGUUGCAGGUUUCUACUUUAAAGCAAUUUUUUUUCAACUCAGGAUCUGAUGUAUGUAUGAAAUAUUUGAUCAGUGUAAACCAAAUGCUCAAGGUCCAUAAAGUCUUCAAUAAAAUUGCUUUGCUAAAUA